AUGCAGAACAUGUUGACUCUCCUCUCCAACGCGCUGUGUCGGAUCACCGGCAGGUCUGCGGGAGCACAAACGGUGUCGGAGUUGCUGAUUGACCUGUCAGAGUACGUCAGUCUAACCUCGCCAGCGGCCCCUGACUUGGCUCGGACGCAGCGACUGCCCCCCAAACCUCCGCCAAUAGUCGGCGAUAAAGCCGGCACAGCGCCUUUAGCUAGCACAUCGCUAGACGCGCCAGCUGCCCGUGUCACCGCUUCCCGAUCUUUUGCAGACUUCACACCGCAGGUGACCUUGGACAUCAAGAAAUGCGAUUUGCACCGAUUGGAGGAGGGGCCUCCCGUGCAAGCGGAGCUAACGCGUGAGCACGGCCUCCAGUAUUAUCGCACCAUGCAAACAGUAAGGCGCAUGGAGUUGAAAGCCGAUCAGCUGUACAAGCAGAAGAUCAUCAGAGGUUUUUGUCACCUUUAUGACGGACAGGAAGCAUGCGCUGCUGGAAUCGAGGCCGCCAUCAACUCUAGCGAUCACCUGAUCACUGCGUACCGCGCGCACGCCUACACGUACACCCGCGGUGUGGCUGUCAGGGAGAUUCUGUGCGAGCUGACGGGUCGGAGGGGCGGCGUUUCCAAAGGAAAGGGAGGCUCCAUGCACAUGUACGCACCGCAUUUUUACGGAGGGAACGGGAUUGUUGGAGCACAGGUUCCACUAGGUGCAGGAAUCGCUCUGGCGUGUCAAUACCAAGGCAACAAUCAGUUAUGCGUGACGCUGUACGGUGACGGUGCUGCCAAUCAGGGGCAGCUGUUCGAGGCAUUCAACAUGGCCGCUCUCUGGAAGCUUCCGUGCAUUUUCAUCUGCGAGAACAACCAGUACGGCAUGGGGACGUCGGCGGAGAGGGCGUCUGCUUGCACCGACUACUACAAAAGAGGAGACUACAUACCGGGAAUUAGAGUAGAUGGGAUGGAUGUCCUGUGUGUGAGAGAAGCGGUCAAGUUUGCAGCGGACCUAUGUCGAGCCGGAAAGGGUCCAAUUGUGAUGGAGCUCAAGACAUAUCGCUACCACGGACACAGCAUGAGUGACCCUGGUGUCAGUUACCGUACUCGGGAGGAGAUCCAGGAAGUACGCAGCAAGAACGACCCCAUUGCACUGUUGAAGGAACAAAUGCUGAGCAACAAUAUGGCGUCCAUUGAGGAGCUCAAGGAAAUGGACGUCGCCAUUCGCAAGGAGGUGGAUGAGGCAGCGCAGUUUGCAACAGCGGACCCCGAACCGCCGUUGGACGAUUUGUGCAGCCACAUCUUCAAAAAUGAGCCCCCGCUUGAGAUCCGUGGGACCAAUCCCUGGUCAAAGCUGAAGUCUGUAAGCUAG
Molecule: messenger RNA, 1353 nt
Organism: Nerophis lumbriciformis (worm pipefish)
Lineage: Eukaryota; Metazoa; Chordata; Actinopteri; Syngnathiformes; Syngnathidae
Source: RefSeq, a predicted model, not a curated record